AUGACGCUAGUCUACUUUUCAUCGGCAAGCCAAGCGCCAACAUCAUUACCGCGACGUUAUGCACACCAGCUGGCGCAGUCUGCCUGGCAGCUGGCCCUUCGGUUCGGUAGACGCACCACCAUCCAUGGCCUGGACAGGCUUCUCAGCGCCAAGGCCAGUCGGUGGGAGCGCUUCAUCUGGCUUUGCACCUUUGUCAGCGCAUUUCUGGGAGCGGUGUAUGUGUGCCUGAUACUCUCGGCGCGGUACAACGACGGUCAUUUCCAGACGGUGGUGGACAGCACACGCUACCCGGUGUACCGCAUACCCUUCCCGGUGAUCACGAUCUGCAACCGGAAUCGCCUGAACUGGCAGCGCCUGGCUCAGGCCAAAUCCAGGUUCAUGGCAAACGUUAGCGACACUGCCUUGUUGUCGCUGUUCGAACGCAUUUUGGGCAGCUACGAUGACGCCUACUUCGGUCACUUUCAGUCCUUCGAGAGGCUACGUGGCCAGCCGACGGAGCUGCUAAGCCACAUCAACUUCAGCCAGGUGGUGGACUUUAUGACAUGGCGCUGCGACGAAAUGCUCUCGGACUGCAUGUGGCGUCACUUUACAUACAAUUGCUGCGACAUCUUCUCCAAGAGACGGAGCAAGAACGGGCUGUGCCUGGCCUUCAACACCGUAGAAACGGAAGAGGGCAGACGCAUGCAGCUCCUGGAUCCCAUGUGGCCCUGGCGCACAGGAUCGGCAGGACCCAUGACUGGCCUAUCUGUGAGGGUCCUGAUCCAAGCAAGCAAGCACUGGCCGGGCAGGCAUAAUGAGAAGGGCAUCGAUGUCAUGGUCACCGAGCCGUUUGUGUGGCACAACAAUCCAUACUACAUUCCGGCCAAUACGGAGACAGCGCUAGAGAUAGAACCUAUUAUCUAUUUCUACGACAAUGACACGCGUGGAGUUCGCUCCGAUCAACGUCAAUGUGUGUUCGAUGAUGAGCACAACAGCGACGACUUCAAGUCCUUGCAAGGCUACGUUUACAUGAUUGAGAAUUGCCAAUCGGAGUGCCAUCAGGAGUACUUAGUGCGUUACUGCAAUUGCACAAUGGACUUGCUUUUUCCACCGGGCCAAUAUCGGUCAUGCCGGUCGCAGGAUUUGCUCUGCCUGGCGGAGCACAAUGACUUGCUCUCGUACUCCCAUCAGCCGGGCGAGAAGGGCUUUGUCCGGAACAAUUUCGAGGGGAUGGUCUGCAAAUGCUUUCGCAACUGUUACUCGCUUAACUACAUCAAUGACGUCCGUCCAGCUUUUCUGCCGCCGGACGUUUCUGGCAACUCCUCAUAUGUCGAUUUGGACGUGCACUUCCGUUUCGAGACCAUAAUGGUCUAUCGCACCAGUCUCGUCUUUGGCUGGGUGGAUUUGAUGGUUAGCUUCGGUGGCAUCGCAGGACUUUUCCUUGGCUGUUCCCUAAUUAGCGGCAUGGAAUUGGCCUACUUUCUCUGCAUUGAGGUGCCGGCCUGUGGCAUCGACGGGUUGCGUCGCCGAUGGCAAAACAUGGCCACAACCACGCCCACCCAAACGCUGAGCUUCCGUCAAAAUACGCCCAGUCAGCUGAUGGAGAACUACGUUAUGCAGCAGAAGGCGGAGCAGGCGCGCCGGCAGAAGGCCAACUUCCAAAAUUGGCAACGCCUAACGUUCGCCCAUAAGCAUGUUAUUAGCAAGUGA
Molecule: messenger RNA, 1689 nt
Organism: Drosophila serrata
Lineage: Eukaryota; Metazoa; Arthropoda; Insecta; Diptera; Drosophilidae
Gene: ppk7
Product: pickpocket 7
Biological process (GO): sodium ion transmembrane transport
Cellular component (GO): plasma membrane
Molecular function (GO): ligand-gated sodium channel activity
Source: RefSeq, a predicted model, not a curated record